GCCACUCCUGCGCAGUCUCAACUCGUAGUCGCGAACUGUCGGACGCGCGACACACGACACUCAAGUGUCGACAUUUAUUUCGAAAAAAGUGUUCGAAAGAACACAAGUGUGUGUUGUGGUCAUGGCUAACAGUUUUUGUGUGUUCCUAUGUGUUUGUUUGUGUGUUCAAACCGUGGUCUGUCAGUUUGGUUUCUUUCCACAACGGGAAAAUAGAAACAAUGGCUUCUUCGGCUUCAUGCAAGGACCCAACAGAAUAAGGGACACACUAUCAGGCUUCUUCAAUCCUAAUAGACCAAAUAGACCAGUAAUAAAUACUGAUGAUCAAGGAAAUAUAUACAACCCUGGAAACGGUAACCAGUAUGACUAUAACAAUGGACAGAAUGGAAGACCAGUUGUGUUCCCAAAUAACAACCCAGUUUAUAAUGAUAAUGUUAAUUUCCAAAAUCCUAACAAUGGAGACUUCCAGUUCCAACCGACUCCAGAUAAUGGGAAUUUCCAACAGUUUCCACCACCUCCUGAUGGUGGGCAGUUAACAAAUAAUGGGAAUGGAGAAACGAAUUUCAACCAGGAUCAGCCUGCUCAAGAUGGAGGAGCUAAUAAUGGAUACCAGAAUGAGAAUACCCAGGAUAACAAUGUGAAACCUAAUGAAGCAGAUAACGGAGUACCAGCAGAAAAUGACCCGGUGAACUUUGACGACACUCCAGCUGUGACCGAAGGCACCACAUUAGCUCCUCUAACACCAGUACCAGUCAACACAGAGUCUAGAAACAACUUCAACUUCCAACCAAACCAAGUAUUCGCGGAGAGCUGCCAGACAGUAGAGGGUGGACUCGGCAGCUGCAUCAGUGUGUACCAGUGCCAGCCGUACCUGAACGUGCUGCAGGAGUCCAGGACCAACCCCAACGCGGUGCAGCUGCUGAGGCGAGCACACUGCGGGUUUGAAGGAAAUGCUCCUAAGGUCUGCUGCCCCCGCCCCGGCAUACCCACGAACCCACCACCAGUCCCCACGGCCGCCACCACCACCACCACGACUCCAGCGCCCACGCCAGCUCCAACCCAGCCGACUGCAGCUCCGAAGACUUCUGGAGACUUCCUGCCGGCGCUGCCUGAUCCUCCCGAGUGCGGGCUCAGCAAUGCUUCCUUCAGCAGAGUCGUGGGAGGUGUUAAUGCUAAGCUGGGUGACUUCCCGUGGAUGGCACUCCUGGGCUAUAAGAGCAAGCGCACAGGCGGCACCAACUGGCUCUGCGGCGGCUCCCUCAUCAGCUCGCGACACGUGCUCACCGCCGCGCAUUGUAUCCAUAACCACGAGGAAGAUCUCUACGUAGUCCGUCUCGGCGAGCUGGACUUAGCCCGAGAGGAUGAAGGCGCGACUCCCGUGGACAUCUUGAUCAAACAGAAGAUGAAGCAUGAGCAGUACAGUUCCACAGCAUUCACUAAUGAUAUUGGCAUACUGCUGCUCGAACAUGAUGCUCCGUUUACUGACUUGAUCAGGCCGAUCUGCAUCCCCAAGGACAGUCAGCUGCGAGCAACCACCUUCGAGGACUACAACCCUAUGAUCGCUGGAUGGGGACAUACGGAAUUCCGAGGUGCAGCAGCCACCCACCUGCAGGUCCUGCAGCUGCCAGUGGUCAGCAACGAGUUCUGUUCGCAAGCGUACAGCGCGUACAAAGCGCAGAAGAUUGAUCAGCGCGUGCUGUGCGCGGGGUUCAAGAAGGGAGGGAAGGACGCGUGUCAGGGAGACAGUGGGGGACCGCUUAUGCAGCCUAUUUGGAGUCAAGACACCUACAAGACGUACUUCUACCAGAUCGGCGUGGUGUCGUACGGCAAGAAGUGUGCGGAGGCUGGCUUCCCCGGAGUCUACUCCAGGGUCACGCACUUCGUACCCUGGAUCGAGGAGAAGCUCCUAGGACAUUCCACUUCCACGUGACUGUGAUUUAGUUUCGUAAGAAUUUUGUAGGAAAAUCUUUUUGGUUUGACGAGGCUGCCUUUUGUUGAGUUUAUUUUGUUUUUUUACCGCCAUUUUUUUUUUGUGUCUUUAUAAACUUUGUGCAAUUAGAAUUUGCAGGUGGAUCUUUAUAUUUUGUAUCCAGAUGCACUUUUUUAUCACUGAUUGUAUUUAUUUUAUUUGUCUACCUAUCUAUAGUUUUGUGAUGACCUGUUUUUUACUUAGCCGUAUUUUAUAUACUAUCUUCGUUUUUCGAUCAGAGAAUAGCUAUAACUUCUUUAUUUUCGAAGAUUUCAUUUAUUUUCUGGGUGUAGAAUUAAACUCAAACCAAGGCAGCUUCGUCUAAAGUCACAAAAACAUUUUGAAGCCACAAAGUAAAUCUCAACAAGCUCUCACUUAGUUAUUAUAAAUUAUAAGACAUUUAAGUUAUAAUUUUACUUAUAAGUAUUGACAACUGUUAUAUUAAUAAUAUUGAUAGAUAUAAUAGUAUUGUAAGCGUAGUUCUUGUUUGUAAAAAGAUUUUUAUACUCUGAAGACGCAGCAAAGUGAUUUUAAUUUAAUAAAUGCUCACGUUUAA
Molecule: messenger RNA, 2522 nt
Organism: Helicoverpa zea (corn earworm)
Lineage: Eukaryota; Metazoa; Arthropoda; Insecta; Lepidoptera; Noctuidae
Gene: CLIP4
Product: venom serine protease Bi-VSP-like
Exons: 10
Coding region: 122-1927 (601 amino acids)
Biological process (GO): proteolysis
Molecular function (GO): serine-type endopeptidase activity
Source: RefSeq, a predicted model, not a curated record